This is a messenger RNA of Candidula unifasciata, 1004 nucleotides long. The record is from the annotation of a GenBank genome assembly. NCBI's taxonomy places the organism in Eukaryota, Metazoa, Mollusca, Gastropoda, Stylommatophora, Geomitridae.
GAAUGUUCUUCCAGUGGGUGUUAUGUAGUGGUAUCUUCAUGGUGGGUGUGGUAGUGCAGCUGAUCCAGCAGUCCACCUUUCACCCAUUUGCCAUGAUUGGGGGUCUUAUCUGGACAACAGGAAACCUGUGUGUGGUUCCAAUAUUCAAAACCAUUGGUAUGGGCUUGGGAAUGAGCACCUGGAGCACAUUCGGUCUCAUUGUGGGAUGGGCAACAGGCAGAUUUGGCCUGUUUGGUACUGACCCAGAUAAAAUCACAAACUCUGCUAUGAACUAUGUGGGUGUGGCACUGGCAUUUGGUAGUAUCCUGUUGUACGUGUUGGUGAAGAAUGAGAUCAGUGGCUCCACCGAGGUGGAAGUUGAUGUCAGUGACGAUGUUUUGAUUCAUGCAGAGACAUCAUCGAUUAACAACAGCAUCCAGUCUUCAGCUGACGGAAGCAACAUCAUUGUCUUCAAAAGAUCUUCAGACCCAGCCUGCACAAGUCCCGACAUUCAAGGGUCUGAUGACCGCAUGUACAUCGAGAAUCUGUCACCAGUCAAGAAGAAAAUCAUAGGCACAGCUCUGGCCAUUUUUUCUGGCAUCUUGUACGGCGUCCAGUUCACGCCAGCAACGUAUGUACAAGAAAAUUACGUAGGCGCUAGCAAAAAUGGUCUAGACUAUGUGUUCACACACUUCUGUGGCAUCUAUGCCACCAGCUGUGUCUACCUGUUUCUCUAUUGUGCUGUCAAGGCAAACAAGCCCAAGGUUUACCCAGAGGUGAUCCUUCCUGGCAUUGUGUCUGGGAUCAUGUGGGCAAUAGCCACUUCCUGCUGGUUCAUCGCCAAUGCUGAGAUCUCCGAAGCUGUCUCAUUUCCUAUUGUUAGCACGGCCCCGGCAGCCAUAGCUUCACUCUUCUGGGGGGUCAUUGUGUUUCAUGAAAUCAAGGGAGUCAAGAACAUCAUCAUCCUGCUGCUGGCAUUCUGUGUCAUGUCUGCAGGAGCCAUCUUAGCCGGGCUGUCCAAGUAG